AUGCAAACAAGCAACAACAGCCCACUCGUACAGGUGACCGUCGGUAUUGUAGCAAAGGUUUCGUCCAGUCUACUUGUUAAAUUGCCAAUUUGUCCUCUUUUCACAGCCGCAUGCAUUCUUCAAUCUCACCAAGCCGAUCAUCAAUUGGCCAAGCAAAUUGGUGAUAAACAGUUGAAUACCAUUACAAUCCUGCAACAAAUUAAACAAGAUCAAGGAAUUUCCAGUUGGUUCAGAGGAUUUCCUGUUGAAUUAUUGAAAAAUAUCUUGACUGGCAUGUUUUCUCCAAUGUUAAUGAAGAUUUUCAAUAUAAUCCCAAAAUUUGAUCCAAGCACUGACUUGGGAAAGUACUAUUUGAGAAAUGUAGUUGGUGGAGCUUUGAUAGGAACUGCCAUGGAAGCUCUUACAAGACCAUUAGCCUAUGUCAGAUUUAAAUUGGCAUUUGACACAAUUGGCAAGAGACAAUAUUCAGGUCCAAUCGAUGUUUUAAAGAAGACUAUUGAAACCAAUGGUUAUUCUGCUCUAUUUGUUGGUCUUGACGCUUCCUUAAUCAAAUUAAUCGUAUACAGAUUUUCCUAUUUUGUCAUGUAUGACAUUUUGACAAGUGUCAAUCCAUAUCCAAACGACAUCAGGGCCAAAUUCCUAAUCGCCCAACUCAUUUCAUUUUCCAACUUUCUCAUCUGCUAUCCAUUGGAAACUGUCGAAAGAAAACUUCAAGUUCAAGCUGACAAGAAGGAAAAAACUUUUUCUGGAACUUUGGAUUGUUUCCAAAAAACUUAUAAGGAAGAAGGAAUUUCUGGAUUUUUCAGAGGAUGGAAGAUUAGUAUUGCUACCUCUUUGGCAAUUUCUGGAGGUUUCAUUUUGUACGAUUUGAUUACAAAUUAG
This is a messenger RNA of Naegleria gruberi, 882 nucleotides long. Its product is annotated as mitochondrial ADP/ATP-transporter. Lineage: Eukaryota; Heterolobosea; Eutetramitea; Acrasida; Naegleriidae. Gene Ontology annotation, cellular component: mitochondrial inner membrane. Gene Ontology annotation, molecular function: ATP:ADP antiporter activity. The transcript has a single exon. The record is from RefSeq and is a predicted model, not a curated record. The coding region runs from base 1 to 882 and encodes 293 amino acids. Gene Ontology annotation, biological process: mitochondrial ATP transmembrane transport; mitochondrial ADP transmembrane transport.